Molecule: messenger RNA, 1900 nt
Organism: Salvia miltiorrhiza (redroot sage)
Lineage: Eukaryota; Viridiplantae; Streptophyta; Magnoliopsida; Lamiales; Lamiaceae
Product: 1-aminocyclopropane-1-carboxylate synthase 7-like
Exons: 4
Coding region: 389-1723 (444 amino acids)
Biological process (GO): biosynthetic process; amino acid metabolic process
Molecular function (GO): pyridoxal phosphate binding; transaminase activity
Source: RefSeq, a predicted model, not a curated record
AAAUCAAAAUCAAAAUUUGAGGGGGGGUUAGAAAAGAACAUAUGAAAGAGCAGCCACCCCAAUUUCAACCACCAUAUUUGAUGUGGAUCUCGUGGUGAAGAUUGAGAUAUAUAUAUAAAGCUAUAUAGUAUUGGAAAAAGAUGACGAUAGCAACCAGUUGGCGCCAGUCGUUCACUACUAGUAUUAAUUUUGCAAAAAGGCAAAUUUUGAUCUCAAUCAAUCAUUGCACAUUCAUGACAUUUUUUCAUUUCUAUUUGUUGUGAAAGUAUAUGAUUAUUCCACGUAAGUCAAGGGCCCCUCGCUUUUUGCAGUAUAAAUAGGGAGACAUUGACACCAAUUAGCUUCAUUCAAACAUCUUCACAUCCCCUUUUUAGACAAACAAAAACAAAUGGCGAUUAAAUCGUUAGAGCAGCCCGCCGCCGCCGUUAGUCUAUCGAGAAUCGCAGUUUCCGACACUCACGGCGAGGACUCGCCGUACUUCGCCGGCUGGAAAGCUUACGAUGAAAAUCCCUACCACGAAUCUUCCAACCCUUCCGGUGUCAUACAAAUGGGACUCGCGGAAAAUCAAGUUUCAUUCGAUCUCCUCGAGAAAUACCUUGAAAAGAAUUCCUCAGACGCUACCAGCAGCGGCAGAGCUUCUAGUUUUAAAGAGAAUGCUUUGUUUCAAGAUUAUCAUGGUCUCCUUUCUUUCAGAAAGGCAAUGGCGAGCUUCAUGGGGCAAAUUAGAGGCGGGCGGGCGAAAUUCGACCCGGAAAGAAUCGUGAUCACGGCGGGAGCAACCGCAGCUAACGAACUUCUCACCUUCAUUUUGGCUGAUCCAGGCGAUGCCUUGCUCGUCCCAACUCCAUACUAUCCAGGGUUCGACAGAGACCUAAGGUGGAGAACCGGCGUGAACAUCGUACCCAUCCACUGCAACAGCUCCAACAGCUUCGAGAUCACUCCGGCGGCCCUCGAGUCCGCCUACGAGGACGCGGAGUCGAGGGGGCUCCGGGUGAGGGGCGUCCUCAUCACCAACCCGUCGAACCCGCUCGGCGCCACCGUGAAGCGCGCCGUGCUGGAGCAGGUGCUCGACUUCGCGUCGCGCAGGAACAUCCACCUCGUCUCCGACGAGAUCUACUCCGGCUCCGCCUUCUCCGACGGGGAGUUCGUGAGCAUCGCGGAGAUCCUGGAGGGGCGGAGCGACGGGGAGCGCGAGAGGUGCCACAUUGUGUACAGCCUGUCCAAGGAUCUAGGGCUCCCCGGAUUUAGGGUUGGGACGAUCUACUCGUACAACGACGCGGUGGUGACGACGGCGAGGCGGAUGUCGAGCUUCACGCUGAUCUCGUCGCAGACGCAGCAGCUGCUGGCGUCCAUGCUCUCCGACGAGGAGUUCACGGCGGCGUACAUCAAGACGAAUCGGGAGAGGCUGCGGCGCAGGUACGGGAUGAUCGUGGAGGGGCUGGGGCGGGCCGGGAUCGAGUGCUUGAGCGGAAACGCGGGGCUGUUUUGCUGGAUGAAUCUGAGCCCGCUUUUGAAGGAGGCGAGCGUGGAGGAGGAGUUGGGUUUGUGGAAUUGUAUUUUGCAUCAGGUGAGGCUUAACAUUUCUCCGGGCGUGUCGUGCCAUUGCAGGGAACCGGGCUGGUUUAGGGUCUGCUUCGCGAAUAUGAGCGAGCACACUCUGCAAGUCGCGCUUGCCAGACUACACGAUUUCGUGGAGACGAGGAGAAGCGCUCACCACCAAUGAUCAUAUAUGGGAUUCAUUUUGUUUCUGUUUAUGUAGCUUUUUUGAUUAAUUUUAUUUUAUCCAAUGUAUGUAGGGUGUUGAUCGGACUAUAGCUUCCCCGUUCGAAGAAUGGGUUUGCAUGAUUGGAUUUGGAUCAUUCAUUAAUUCAGAUAUACUAUAAAUUUGAUUACAUGACUU